Anas platyrhynchos (mallard) is the source of this 1339-nucleotide messenger RNA. RefSeq names its product fibrinogen-like protein 1-like protein. The record is from RefSeq and is a predicted model, not a curated record. Lineage: Eukaryota; Metazoa; Chordata; Aves; Anseriformes; Anatidae. Gene Ontology annotation, biological process: blood coagulation.
ACUUUCAGGCUGGACACCUCUCCAGCCAAGCCAAACCUGCCUGGCUUUCCACUCUGCAGGGUCCCCUCAGAGACAGCAUGGCUACCCGGUACCUUUGUCUCCUGAUUUGUACCUCCCUGCUGGCUCCGGCAGCACUUCUUGCCUUUGACAUAAAAAACUUACAUCUUUGCAAUGGCACACUGGAUGAAAUUAUGAAUCUUCACCCAGAGUCCUUCCAGCUUGAUAAGGAUGACAAACAUGUUCGGCAGGUCAGAGACAUUGCCCCUCAUCCACCAGUGGCUCAUGGCUGGCCCAAGGACUGCAGCGAGAUCCCUGCUGGUAGCCGCAGUGGUGUCUACAUAAUCCAGCCAAAAGGACUCCACCAGCUUGUGGUGUACUGUGAAAUGAAUGUGACAAAUGGGGGCUGGACAGUCAUCCAGAGGAACCAGAAAGACACAGCUGUCACCUGGGCUGAGUCCUGGAGCACCUAUAAAUAUGGCUUUGGGAAUGUGCGCAGCGAGUACUGGCUGGGCACCGAGUAUAUUCAUCAGAUUGCCAAGCAGAAGGUCUACCAGGUCAGAUUUGUCAUCUGGGACACCAAAAACAACAUCAAAUUUGCAGACUACAACCUCUUCAGUGUGGAAGAUGAAUCCCAUGGCUACCGGCUGAGGCUGGGCUCCUACACAGGGACAGCGGGAGAUGCCAUGACUUCAGACAAUCCCAACACUAUGCAUGACAACAUGAAGUUUUCCACAAAAGAUCGGGAUCAGGAUACUUACAGUAAGAACUGUGCCUAUAGCUAUGAGGGCGGGUGGUGGUACUCAGCAUGUUAUUCUGUACGGCUGAAUUUCAAGGGUGGCAUGACAUGGGGUAGCCUGUGUAAAGGGGACUGCAAAUCCUCCCUUAUCCUCAUCAAACCAGCUCCAUACUGUUAGUGCUUCUUCCCGCUCCUGUAUGAACUGGGUGCUCUCAAAGGCUCUGCACAGCUUGAGCGUUUCUGUAGCAGAGAGAAGAGCCUAAGAGUAUCAGGGUUUUAUUGAAAUGCCUCUUUCUUUUUUCUGUCUCUGAGUGGCUUCCCCUUUCUUUAGCUCUUUCCUUGUGCUUGCCAAUGAUUCCUUUUUAUUACGUUCAUAAUCAAGAAAAAAAAAAAAAAAGGUGAAACGUGGAUUCUGCAUAUACCUUCCCUGUUGGAGGAAGACACUGAACCCUGUAAUGACUUUUUGUCAGUGAUUAUUAGUUGCCUCCAGAAUUCACAAUAAGCAAAACAGCUUUGUGCCACGAAUUCCAUACACUCUGUGUCUCUCUGUGGUGUCUGGUAAAGCAGCCAAAUAAAUUUGCUUCCUUGAGCUCCAUUAAUGAA